AUGCGUCUAUCACAUUCUCUUUCUUGUGUCAAUAUUAUUGCACCACAUCAUGUAAGAAAUGAAAUGACAACGUUCGGUGGUAAAGUAACGAAGCGUGAUGUAUAUUUGCCGAAUUCUGAGGAUGAAGGUAAACUAGCUUUUAUUAUAUUCAAUGUCUUUACUCCUGAUGAAUGUCAACAGUGGAUUGAAUUGAGUGAACAACGUGGUUAUAGUCCAGCGACAGUUAAUGUGGGUGCUGCUGAGUUAGUGCUGAUGACAGAUUUUCGAAACAGUGGUCGGUGUAUUAUUGAUGAUGCAUCAAUGGCAAAUACGCUUUUUCAAAGACUCGAACAAUUCCUUCCUAAAACAUGGAAGAAUUUUGAACUAGUCGGGCUCAACGAACGAUUACGAUUUCUUCGGUAUGAACCAGGUCAAUUCUUUGAAGCUCACAUGGAUGGUGAAUAUCAUCGUCCCGAUGGAUCAGGUGAACAAAGUUUCAUAACCAUCCAACUUUAUUUAAACGAAGGCUACAAGGGUGGUGAAACUACAUUUAUUCACUACUCCGACGCACACAAAAAUGUUCGGUGCAUACCACGCACAGGAAUGGUCCUUGUCUUCGAGCAUCGACUACUACAUGAAGGUUCAACACUGAUCGAAGGACGAAAAUACACGAAUUUUGAACUAGUCGGGCUCAACGAACGAUUACGCUUUCUUCGAUAUGAACCAGGACAAUUCUUUGAAGCUCACAUGGAUGGUGAAUAUCAUCGUCCCGAUGGAUCAGGUGAACAAAGUUUCAUAACCAUCCAGCUUUAUUUAAACGAAGGCUACAAGGGUGGUGAAACUACAUUUAUUCACUACUCUGAUGCACAGAGAAAUGUUCGGUGCAUACCACGCACAGGAAUGGUCCUUGUCUUCGAGCAUCGACUACUACAUGAAGGUUCCACACUGAUCGAAGGACGAAAAUACACGGUUCGCACGGAUGUCAUGUAUCGACCCAAAAACAAAUGA
This is a messenger RNA of Adineta ricciae, 987 nucleotides long. The record is from the annotation of a GenBank genome assembly. NCBI's taxonomy places the organism in Eukaryota, Metazoa, Rotifera, Eurotatoria, Adinetida, Adinetidae.